Molecule: messenger RNA, 4163 nt
Organism: Myripristis murdjan (pinecone soldierfish)
Lineage: Eukaryota; Metazoa; Chordata; Actinopteri; Holocentriformes; Holocentridae
Gene: suz12b
Product: SUZ12 polycomb repressive complex 2 subunit b
Exons: 17
Coding region: 260-2311 (683 amino acids)
Cellular component (GO): RSC-type complex; ESC/E(Z) complex; nucleus
Molecular function (GO): chromatin DNA binding
Source: RefSeq, a predicted model, not a curated record
GCUUUGCUGUCCAGUACAAAUCGGAGGACACCAAACAGACAAUAAAUUAGAGAUACUUAGUCAAUAAUUUGGUCCAAAUCGCCCACACUGCCACCGACACCAGACAGUAUUUGACAUAUUAUUUUUUGUAGGUGAAUGCGGGUACACUCAGGCGUAUUGGAUUUGUUUUCAAGCCAAAUAUGCUAGCACUGCUAGCUAACUAGCCAGCAUCUCGUCGCCUCUUCAUUUUCAUGGGCUUCUGCUGCACUCAGGUCGUAUUAUGAGUGGGGCGAGUUGCAAAGCGAACGGCGCUGUGUACCCUGCCUCAUCAGUGAUGAUGAACUCGGUGAAGAAGCCGAAGAUGGAGCAGAUUCAGGCCGACCAUGAGCUGUUCCUGCAGGCCUUUGAAAAGCCAACUCAGAUAUACAGAUUUCUCCGCACAAGGAACUUGAUUGCACCCAUAUUCUUGCACAGGACGCUCACCUUCAUGUCACACAGAAACACUCGAACAAAUGCCAAAAGGAAAACAUUCAAAGUGGAUGAUAUGUUGCAGAGAGUGGAGAAGAUGAAGGGAGAUCAGGAAUCUCAGAGCUUGUCUUCACACUUGCAGCUAACCUUCACUGGGUUCUUCCAUAAGGAUGAAAAGCCAUCUCAGAAUUCAGAAAAUGAACAAAAUUCAGUGUCAUUAGAGGUGCUACUUGUGAAAGUCUGCCAUAAAAAACGCAAGGAUGUCAGCUGCCCGAUAAAGCAAGUGCCUACAGGUAAAAAGCAGGUGCCUUUGAAUCCUGACAGUAACCAAACCAAGCCUGGCUCCUAUCCUUCCUUACUGGUCUCCAGCAACGAGUUUGAGCCCAGCAACAGCCACAUGGUGAAGUCCUACUCACUCCUGUUCAGGGUGUCACGCACAGGGAGGAGGGAUACCAACGGUCUGGUCAACGGAGAGGCCAAUGAAAACAUUGAUGUAACAGAGACACCUAGCAGAAAAAAGAGGAGCUCAUCACAUAGAGAGGACGGAGAGACCACAGAGACCUAUGUUGCACAGAUGACUGUCUUUGACAAGAACAGGAGAUUGCAGCUGCUGGACGGGGAGUAUGAGGUGUCAAUGCAAGGGAUGGAGGACAACCCUGUCAGCAAGAAGCGAGCCACCUGGGAAACUAUUCUGGAUGGGAAGAGGCUGCCACCAUUCGAGACAUUCUCUCAGGGACCCACGUUGCAGUUCACACUGCGUUGGACAGGAGACGCCAGCGACAAGUCCACAGCCCCCGUGGCCAAACCCCUUGCCACCCGCAACUCGGACAGCUCCAGCCCCAUGGAGACCAGGACCAGCACCCUCCGAGCUGCCCCAGUGGCAGUGAAAGACUCGGUCAGCACGGACGUUCAGAUGAGGAGAGAGCAGGUCCUGUGUGAGCCGCGACAGAAGCUGCGUAUAUUUUAUCAGUUCCUGUACAACAAUAACACACGGCAGCAGACGGAAGCGAGGGAUGACCUCCACUGUCCUUGGUGCACCCUCAACUGUAGGAAGCUCUACAGCCUGCUCAAGCACCUCAAACUCUCCCACUCCCGCUUCAUCUUCAACUACGUGCCUCACCCUAAAGGAGCGAGGAUAGAUGUGUCCAUCAACGAGUGCUAUGAUGGCUCUUACGUUGGCAACCCUCAAGACAUCCACAGCCAACCGGGUUUCGCUUUCAGCCGCAACGGCCCUGUCAAGAGGACUGCUGUCACUCACAUACUGGUGUGCAGACCCAAGAGGACCAAACCAAGUCUGUCGGAGUUUUUGGAGUCUGAGGACGGAGAGCUGGAGCAGCAGAGGACGUACGUCAGCGGACACAACCGCCUCUACUUCCACAGCGACAGCUGCAUGCCCCUGCGCCCUCAGGAGAUGGAUAUAGACAGCGAGGACGAGAGAGACCCCGAGUGGCUCAGAGAGAAGACUGCCACGCAACUGGAGGAGUUCACAGACGUCAAUGAAGGAGAGAAGGAAGUGAUGAAGUUGUGGAACCUGCAUGUCAUGAAGCACGGCUUCAUCGCAGACAACCAGAUGAACCAGGCCAGCAUGCUGUUUGUGGAAAACUGCGGUGCCUACAUCGCUCGCCGCAACCUCUGCCGUAACUUCCUUCUGCACCUGGUCAGCAUGCAUGACUUCAACCUGGUGAGCGUGGCCACCAUCGACCGUGCCAUGGUGCGUCUCCGACAGAUCCAAGAGGAGCUGCCAGCCGCCGAGGAGGAGCAGCAGGACCAGACUCUGACGAUGGGAGGAGCCUGUAAUGGCACCGCCGUCACCUCCAGUGGAGGAAAGCAGGGCAAGAGGACAAAAAGUGGUGUAACAGACUGAUGCGGGCUGCACAGAUGGGACAGUGAAAGUCUUUUUUUUCCCCUCCCUUUUUCCUUUCUUUUUUUUUCCAAUUUUUUUUUUUAUCAUUAUUAUUAUUUUUUUUUUUUUUUAUAAUGACCCUUACCAACCCUUUGGUGCUUAGGUAGGCGGGAGGACUGAUCAGCAGAGGAUCUGACUCAGAGCAGACCAGUAUACACAAGUAAACAAGUUUUUAGGAACUUGAGAACUGAACCAAAUACGAACAAUAUACAGUAAAUCACCCACAUACACACAAAUCAGGCAUUUGAAGACCGGGAAAUAUAAGUUGAACCAACUUAAUAUGCAUUUUGUAGGAGCCACUGAAGUAAUCUGUUGUUGGAAGAGAGAGUGAACAAACUGAUAAUCUUCUGAUGUGGCAUGACUGCCAUUGCUAUGCCCAUACAAUAGAGAACUCUAUGAAGUCUACAGUGGAAACUGUAAUGGUAACAUUGUCACUCUUGAUUAUUUGUACAUGUACACAAUAACCUUGUUGGCUCUUGUUAUCCUUUUAGCUUAUUAUUUUAGCACUUGGUAUUUGUAUUUAGAGAAUUGUUACCUUGAAAAUGCAAUUUUUUUUAUUUUUUUUUAAAUAUCCAUGCUGCAUCCAUACUUUUGGAUGCAGCUUCUCAGAUGUCUGUCAUCAGUGGGAAAUCUUUCGGGGUGUUUGAUUUGUCAUGAAUGACAUUUAAAACAGGGGUAAUGCUAUUGAAAAGAGAUGAACCUCACAGUAGAAAUCUACACUCUUGAUCUUUGUCAAGAGUAUGUGAAGCCUGCAAGGCAUGUUUUCCGUAACUGUUGGGACCGCUGAAGUAGUGGUGGGCUUUGCCAUAGAGAGCAGUAUGUUCUUAUGACACUUGGAUGCAAAAAAAAGAGAAACAAUUUUGAAUCUGGGCCCCAGGUUACAACCCUUGCUGCAGGGCUUAAUUCCAUUUGGUUGCGCUCAUCAUCCUGAAGUCCUCUGACCUGAAUUGAUUCAUGGAAAGCCAGGAAGAUCUUUUCUGAGGAUGCUCUGAUCCCUAAGAUUUACCGAAACAACCAGCAGCACAUCACCUCAUGUAUCAUGUAGACUGCAUAGUGUUAAAGAUGUAAAAAUCUACAGAGGUUUUCUGAUAAAUGCUGGAACCUGUUGUGUGUUUUCCUUUCAUUUUGAGGUAUGGACAUGCUGGGAAUACAUGCGUCCCAAUAUCAUGUUUUAACAAGGGUUCUAAGUGUUAGUAGCUGAUACUUUACAGAAAUUUGUAUACAUUGUAAUAAUGUCAAAUAUCUAGCUGUACCCCAUUAUGAGUCAAAUUAUUAACAGACUGCAAAUCAUGUUUUUUUUUUUGUUUGUUUAUUUGUUUGUUUGUUUUGUUUUUGUUUUUCUUCUCAAAGCAAUAUGCUGUUUAUUGAAAGGUUGAUUUUUGAGGUCCAACUCAGUUGACUAUCCUGUUAGGUGCAGUUUUAUGCCAAAGGGGAUGAUUUUCAUUGAAUUCUUUGUUAGUUCUGUAUUUUUAUUUUUAUUUUAUUUUAUAGUGUCUUGUAUCCUUUGUUCAUUACAUGGCAAGUUUUAAAAGCUGUAGUUGUGUUUUGUAGUGUGCACACAAACUGAUGAUCAACACCAUUCAUUAUUUCAUCCGACUUCCCUCGUGGACAACCAAAUUAACUACAGUAUAUAUUUUUCUCUCCCUCGAUUACUUGUGCAGGCUUUUUUUUUUCUUCUUCUUUCUAGUCCGAUGGAAAAGGGAGACUCAAUUGCUUCACCAUUAUCGUCAUAACACCCUGAUAAAAAUUGUGAACUGUAAACUUUGAAUAUGGGGAUUUUUAUAUUUAAAAAAAUAAAAUACAUUUGACCUUG